CCACCCCGCAAUCUUUCGGACAGGGGCGAAUAUCAGUUACGCUUACCUCCAAACAAACAAUGUGGCUGAGCCACACUGCGCCGUAGAAGAUGGAUAUUUCAAAACACAAAGCUGUUUAUUGAUAAAGGCCGAUGCUAGAGGACUCUUUCAUUGGCGGAAUAUAUAUCAGUCUGCAGUAAGUAUCGCUUUUGUCUGUGGUCUGCCUGAGGAUCAACAAGUGGAUUGGCGCCGCUAGCGCGCGAGCGUCUCAAGUGCGGUCAUCGCAGAGACUUGACUAACGAAUCUUCCUGAACAUGCUGAGCUUCCUUCGCCGGACUUUGGGCCGGCGGUCCAUCCGCAAACAUGCUGAUAAAGCUCGACUCCGGGAAGCCCAGCGAGCCACAACACACAUCCCUGCUGCUGGAGAUGCAAAGUCCAUCAUCACCUGCCGAGUGUCUUUGUUAGAUGGCACAGAUGUCAGUGUUGAUUUGCCGAAAAAAGCCAAAGGUGCAGAGCUGUUUGAACAGAUCAUGUAUCACCUGGAUAUUGUCGAGAAGGAUUACUUUGGCCUGCGCUUCAUGGAUUCAGCCCAAGUACCGCACUGGCUUGAUGUCACCAAGAGCAUCAAAAAGCAAGUCAAAAUUGGACCACCAUAUUGCCUCCAUAUGAGAGUAAAGUUCUACUCCUCAGAGCCCAACAACUUGCACGAGGAGCUGACAAGAUACCUUUUUGUACUACAGUUAAAGCAGGACAUUCUCAGUGGCAAAUUAGAGUGCCCAUUCGACACAGCAGUGGAGUUGGCUUCGUAUGCUUUACAGGCUGAAUUGGGUGAUUGUGACCCUGCUGAACACGGACUUGACCUGGUGUCAGAAUUCCGCUUCAUCUCAGACCAGACGGAAGAAAUGGAAGCAGGCAUCUACAAUGCAUGGAAGGAGUGCAGGGGCCAGAUGCCAGCACAAGCUGAGAUAAACUACCUGAAUAAGGCCAAAUGGCUGGAGAUGUAUGGGGUGGACAUGCAUAUGGUCAAGGCACGGGACGGAAAUGAAUACAGCCUAGGUUUGACCCCCACCGGAGUGCUCGUGUUUGAGGGGGAAACUAAAAUUGGCCUGUUCUUCUGGCCCAAGAUCACGCGUCUGGACUUUAAGAAAAGCAAACUCACCCUGGUGGUAGUGGAGGAUGAUGAACAGGUAAAGCAGGAGACAGAAGAGGGGAAAGAGCAGGAGCACACGUUCGUCUUCCGCAUGGACCAUCCGAAGGCUUGCAAGCAUCUGUGGAAGUGUGCCGUUGAGCACCAUUCCUUCUUCCGCCUACGUGGCCCGGUCCAGAAGAGUUCAGCCCGCUCUGGGUUCGUCCGCAUGGGCUCACGUUUCAGAUACAGUGGGAAGACAGAAUAUCAGACAACUAAGGCCAACAAAGCUAGACGUUCUGCCUCAUUUGAAAGAAGACCAAGUCGCCGUUACUCUAGAAGGACCAUGCAGAACAGAGGUCCUAAAAAAUCCUCAGAUAACCACAAUAACGGAGUGAGCCCAAGCUUAGAAACAAAGCCCACCCAAACACGGCCUCCCUGGUCUGGUAUGCCUGUGGUCAGCAGCCCACCCUCUGCACCGGGACCCAUGGAAAUCGAAACCCUCCCUAGGAGCCCCGGAAGCAGCCAAUCGGACAAGAGGAGCAUACCCUUGGUGACUGACCUCUUGGAGACAUUCAUAGAUGAGGUUCUUCGAGUCCCUGUUCCCAUGGUAACAGCAGAAGAAGUGGGACCAGGUUCUGCUCAUACCACUGCCAGCACAGCCGCAGAGGAGACCCUCUCUCUGACCGAGGCUGCAGCUCGGCUCAAGCAACUAGAGAUUGAAAACACUCCAGUGUCUGCUCCAGCCAGAACCAAUGUCAACCUCAACAUGAAUAACCAGGAGGAAGUGGUAAAAAUAACAGAAAAAAGUUUGAAUAGUGUGAGCAGCAGUCCUGUUCUGAACCAGCUCAAAGCUCAAGAUGAACUCAAGAGCAACGUCCUGAAAGCUCAGGCAGAGGCAGCGCUCAAGGAUUGUAGAGAUGAGCUUGGACUGGCUCCAGACAAGAACUGUAACCUACAGGAAGCAGCAGCCAGAUUGACGGGUCAUGGGGGGCGUAUGGGAAGCACAACCUCUCUGCCAGUGAGUGGGAGAGCGGAGCGCCAGGAGUCCUGGGACCUGCUAAAACAGCCCGGCCUGCUGCCCUGCUCUACCAGCAGCCUGGAAGAGAACGCAGAUGACUUCAUCUCUUCUGUGACUUCAUCUCUGUCAUCAGAUCCAGUGAAUGAAGCCCAGUCAUCCAAGGUCAAAGGUCAGGAUUCUGAGCCGCUGAGAGCCCCUCUGACUGAUAACCUGAUAGACUUCACAGACCCCAUUCCUGUAGUGCCAACUCCAAAACCCACAAUCACUCCUCGUUGGAUCAUUCCAGCUUCAACACCUAUACAGUCUGGCACCUUUACUAACGGCCUCCUUGACUGUACAGCAAAGAUGUCAUCUCACCAUCCUGAAGGGGCUGCUAUUUCCCCACUCCCAAAUCUCUCUCACACUCACAAUGUGAUUGCCACCAGUAUUGUGGCUUACCCAAUCAUGGACGACAACCACAAGCCCAAAGGUCUGCUGACCACUGAACUCUGAGAGCGACACCUUGAGCACAUGCCCAACACCUGUCACAGGUCCAUCAAAUGUUUUCCUACAUUCCAGUGCCCUUACAAUGCAGGCACAGACAACUGGACUCUGGUCAUGCAUGGGGUUGCAGUUUCAUCUUCAAGAAUGCUGGGUUUUGACAGAUGGCAUCCGCAAGCCCAGAUCUCAACACUGAGGACCAAGAAUCACAAAGGGCUAACAGCAGGAUCCAGUGUUUGGGGACCACCAUUCCUUUUAUAAUUUUUAUACCAGUUUUGAGUGACUCUAUACAGGUGUAGCAGAAGCACAUAAAUGACCCAUUCCUGUCGCAACGAGAUGUUUGAUCAUCUAGAAUGUUUGAUCCACCCACUGUCCACUUCCUGUUUAGAUCUUCUCUGAUUGGAUGACUGUCAAAGAGCUUGUGAACCCUUGCAUCACUGACUAUUUUUAGAACUAGUAGUUUUUCCUACAGAAAUUCUAUUUUUUCUUCUUCUUUUUUGCCUUUCUUUUACUCUGCUUUCUAUAUUCUUAUGAAGUAGCUGCAUUCAUUAUUACACUUGUAAGUACUGUACUGCACUCUACACUGCACAUUUGUUAGAGCACUAUUGUGUAGCAUUGGGCAACUACAGUCAUGAAGUCAUUAAGACAAGAUUUGCUGUUUGAAACUUUUAUCAAUGCUGUUUUUAUCCAAACAUAGUAGUUUUGACCUGCCUUAUUUUAAUAGCUCAUAUAAGAUUUUAAAUGCACAUGGACAUAUUACAACAUAACAUGUUACAGUGUAAUUUGUCAUCUACUGUGUUUAAUUGAAAUAUUUCACUGGGUGUUCUGUGUAGUGUGUAAAUGCAGUUCUUAAGUGUUUCACGGUUUAAAAAUGCUGUAUGAGAUGUUAUGUCAGAUACAGGAGAAGCUGAGACCUCUGUCACCCACUGGCUUAUACAAUAUCAAAACUUAAAAAGAUCUGGACCAUGUAAACAAACUAAUAUACGGGGGGAAAUCAUUUGCGAUAUGUGUCAGUGGUUACCGCAAAUGAGAGGCCUUUCAUGGACCCUUCCUCCUCCACUGCAAGCAUUUGCUGCUGUUUUUCAGUACACUGAAAAGUACGUAAUUGGUAUAAUCACUGGAUCUGAAAUCACUGGGAGGAAAUGUUUGAAGGUCAAAUUUGAACUUUUUAUAAAGUCAGUUCUUGUAAAUAAUUAUACGUCAGAUUUUUUAAAGUUGUUUGUAUGGUCUACAUGUUCUGAUUUGCUCUAUACUCCUGUCUUUAGUGGAAGUGCUCAAUCACAGAAGGCAGUUGUAACAGGAAUCCAUUGAUAUGCUAAUCAUUUUGUUCUCCAAGUCUCACACUGUAGGCUUAUUUACAUAUAUGAAUGAUCUGUAGAUGUCACAGCAGUGAUCUGUUUAUAUCAAUACAUUGACUGUAAGCCUUGUAAUUUUGUAUAAUGUGAUGUUUCACAAGUAAAAAAUAUUUUAACAUUGUUAUUG
Messenger RNA from Sinocyclocheilus grahami, 4088 nucleotides. Its product is annotated as band 4.1-like protein 5. The transcript has 26 exons. Gene Ontology annotation, cellular component: cytoskeleton. Gene Ontology annotation, molecular function: cytoskeletal protein binding. The coding region runs from base 294 to 2618 and encodes 774 amino acids. Gene Ontology annotation, biological process: actomyosin structure organization. Lineage: Eukaryota; Metazoa; Chordata; Actinopteri; Cypriniformes; Cyprinidae. The record is from RefSeq and is a predicted model, not a curated record.